Molecule: messenger RNA, 5262 nt
Organism: Plodia interpunctella (Indianmeal moth)
Lineage: Eukaryota; Metazoa; Arthropoda; Insecta; Lepidoptera; Pyralidae
Gene: NGR-A7
Product: neuropeptide Y receptor type 2-like
Exons: 3
Coding region: 259-1581 (440 amino acids)
Biological process (GO): G protein-coupled receptor signaling pathway
Cellular component (GO): plasma membrane; neuron projection
Molecular function (GO): neuropeptide Y receptor activity; neuropeptide binding
Source: RefSeq, a predicted model, not a curated record
UGUCACACAGCUCAAACACCUCGCGUUCUGGCCAAAAACAAAAUAUUUUUUUCAAAGUGAAUUUUACAAAUUCUACAUUAGAAUUAGCUUUUUCUUUUUUGUGUCAUGCAAACGUCACAUGUUAUGCCGCCGUUUUCGCCACGAUCUUCACUUCGUUUUUUGUUUGGACGAUAAAUUCCAUCGACUCAGCUCGUAAAACUGUCAUUUUAAAACCAAGAAUAAACUGUUAUCUUUUUACCGGACUACCUUGAGGGAAUAAUGAACAAUUCCGUACUGAAUUUCAGCGCAAGCAACGUAUCGGACCAACUCCGUAAUGGCACAGACAAUCGGUUUACAGUCCACCUCACUGGCUUUGAAAACAUUAUCGACAACAAAUGCGUGCAAGCAAUAUUCUGCGUCAUUUAUACAACCAUCUUCGUAUUGGGAUUGUCGGGAAACAUUCUUGUCUGCUUCGUCGUCAUUAGAAACAAGGCAAUGCAAACUGUCACCAACUUAUUCAUUAGCAAUUUAGCUCUUUCCGACAUCCUACUUUGCAUAUUUGCCGUCCCUUUCACCCCUCUUUACUCCUUCCGCGGAGUUUGGAGUUGGGGAUCUCUCUUAUGUCACAUAAUGCCUUUCGCACAAGGGUGCAGCGUAUACAUAUCCACUUUGACACUUAUGUCUAUAGCUAUCGAUAGGUUCUUUGUAAUAAUAUACCCAUUUCGCCCGAGGAUGAAAAUAGAGACUUGUAUCACAGUUAUUAUAAUGAUAUGGACUUUUUCUAUCACGGUGACAAUGCCGUAUGCAAUAUUCAUGACUUAUUACGACUUAGAUAUUGGGAGGUUCUGCGAAGAGACGUGGCCGACUGAGGAAUUGAGGCGAAUAUUCGGCUCUGUGACGUCGGUGAUGCAAUUUGUGCUACCGUUCAUAGUGAUUGCUUUCUGUUACACCUGUGUUAGCUUGAAACUGAAUGACAGGGCCAAAGCUAAGGCUGCCAGUAAAAAUUCUAGAAAAGAUGAGCUGGAGAAAAAUAGGAAACGCCGAACGAAUCAAAUGUUGAUUGCUAUGGUCACGAUUUUUGGUCUGUCGUGGCUCCCUUUGAACGUUAUCAAUCUAUGCAACGACUACUACAUCUACGCAAUACAUUUGAAAUAUUACUUCCUAAUUUUCUUCAUUGGGCACGUGAUCGCGAUGUCGUCUACGUGUUACAACCCUUUUAUUUACGCGUGGAUGAAUGAGAAUUUCAGGAAAGAGUUUAAGCAGUUGAUUCCAUGUAUAGAUACUACUGCUCAAUUGAGGGGGAAUAUUCAGUUGGAGCAGUUGGGCGUAGGUCAGUCUGAGAAGACGUUUAAUGGGAACACCACGACGGACAGUUACUUAGGGUCGAGCAGUCAGAGAGGGACUUCCUUUAGGCACAAGAGGAAGCCGAGUGCUGCUGGUGAUGUAGAGAAAAGUGGCGUGGAGUUGAAUGAGGAUCUGUUGACGGUGGAUGUGAAGCAUUGCCAUAUUUCCACGAGCUAUAAUCUGAGGAGGGAGUCCGUCAAGCUGAGACUGAUCAACGAGGAAUCAUUCGACGGGACUCCGACGCAGACUCAAUUCUAACAGUUGAUAUCGCGGGUGCGGCGCUGGAGACGUUCCCAUAUAUGAGAGUCAUAGAUAUUCUAAAGAAUGCCCAAUAUUUUUGGAUAGACUUUAUUUUUUACUCAAAUUGUCUAUAGUCUAUACUAUGCACAUCAAACGACUACUGAACUAAAAUACGCUUAAUAUUACUAACCUUUAGAUAAGACUUAAGUCCAUUAAUUGACCUCAGAGCACAAUUUUCAAUUUUUUUACUACAUAGUCCUGUAAAUUAUAGGUAGAAAGGUUAAGCCGAUUUAUAUUUCUACCCUAUUUCUUGUUACUCAGAAUCUUACGUGAAACAAUCUUCGAUUUCAAUCUUCAAGAAGUAGUUUAUUGAUCCUUUUCUAUAAAAAAUGUGUUAUAAGUAUAGUUAUAAGUAUUUAAGUUAAAAAUAACUAACUAAAUUAAUCACAACAUUUUUGUGUCAGGAGCGAUAGAUUUUUUUAUUACGUUCUAAUUGCUAAAAUAGUAGACUUAUUUUAAUUAUUGCUACUAAUUUUUUGAAAGUUCAUACAAUAUAAAUUAUUUAAUUACAUUAUUAUAUUGAAAUGUCCGCGAAAAAGUAAAUGGUCGACACCAAUACAUAUGUCAUGAUCAUGAGUAGAAAAUAUAAAAUUAACUUUCGUAGAAUAUAGCUUGCUACGAACUCCUUUGUAGCUAGCUUCGUGAAGACGCUACGAACUAUAUUAAAAUGCUUGGCGCGGUAUGAUUUGCUUUUUUAAAUUUUAUUUGUUUUUAUUUUGUAAUAUUAAGUAAGAAAAUAUAUUAGUUAUUAAAAGUAACAAUAUUUAAACAGGAUACUUGUUAGAUCUGUAAUAUUGUAGAUCAUAACAUUGACAAAAAUGUUUUUAUGAAUUAUAGUUUAAUUUUCUUUUACGAUUAAAAUAAUCGAAAGGAACUUAUGAAAUUAAAUUGUUAUUGUCGUGAUUAAUAAUAACGUUACACAGGUGUGUGGUGUGGUGUGUUGUGUCAUUUUUUCCCACUUUUGUUUUUAUUGUGACCUAAUAUAGACGUAAAGUUUCAAUAGUUUUGCGUAGGUUUGUGUGUUGUUGACUGUACUAUAUGAAUUUCUGGAAGUAAUAAUAAAAACGAUAACAAUGGUAAACAGGGAUAAAAUCCAUAAGACGAUUAGAAAAAAUGACAAAUAUUUGAGAUGAAAAAUGUAUGACAAAAUCUACCAAAAAGUAUUUUUUGUUAGUUUACCAAAAAUUACUUUUAUAUAGUUUGUAAUUUUUAUGAAGUCGAUGAGAUGAAGAUCGUAGAAUUAGUCUUUCUGUAUAACUGGUAUGGUAAAAUGGUAAAAAAGGUUGUUUAGCUGUUUUAUUGUAACUAAUUGUAUACAAAUUGUAUUGGGUUAAAACACAAAGAUAAUAAAUUAAUUUACAUAUUUGAAAUAACUAUGGUAGUAAAUAUAAUAUAAGAGUGGUUAGGCGGUAAGUACAGGGACGGAACACAAAAACUAUGUUUUUUUCUAUUCCGUUAGGACAUAUAUGAUAUGGGCCCUUAUAUAAAUUCUGUGUACACACCAUAGUCCAGUCGGCCAAACAUUAAACUCAACCUAAUCAAAAACAGGGCUGGGCGAUUGGCACCGUGGCUAAAUUUCUUUCCGUCCCAAUCGUCUAACGACCCAAAUAUAAACAGUUAUGCUAUAUUAAAUUAUAUUUAUGUAUUAUCUAUAUAUACAUAUAAUUAUAUAUUAAUAUUUGUUAUGUGGUUUGAUUAUGUAAGUUUAUUUUAGCACCGUACGAUUUUUCUAUUUGUUACUUUGUUUUUCAUAGAACAACAAAGUUUCAUAAACAAAAAAAAAAUUAAAUGUCUAUUUGAGAUAUUAAUAAUUCCAAUAAAAGAAGUGUUAGUGUGUGAUUAGUUGUGUAAAAUUAGUGCCCAAGAGAUGAAUUGCAGAUAUUAAAAUUCAUUAGGUAAUAUUCACAUAAUUAUACUAUAGUGUAAUUGUAUCCCUUAUCGACAUUUCCGAGUGCCUGUGAUUUGGUAAAGAAUUUGUAUAUUAUGAAGUGUCAAAAUAUUAAUGUGAGUCAAUGUAAGCAAUACGUUUAAAUUAGUUAUAAAUAAAUUUAAGUGUAUGGUUAGAGGUUUUGAAUUUAGCUAGCGAUAAGUCACAUAUGUAUGAAAGGACGUGUUUUAAAUACAUAGAUGAGUUACAGCGACCAUAUUUUGGAUAAUAAAACACGUUGUUUAGAACGUAUACAACUCUAAUGAAACGUGCAAUUUUAUUUUUUAUUCAAAUGCGACCUCUUUUAUAUGCUAAUUGCUAUCCACAAAUGUAUUGUCCACAAAUGUUUUUUUAUGUUAUUACAUUUUUCUACUUUGUGAAUGCAAAAUAUCAUUAUUACUACAUAGUAUAAGCCAACAUCGCUUCCCGCUGUCAGUUCCUAUACAUGCUUAGAUCUUGAAAACUACGCAACGGAUUUUGAUGCGGCUUUUUUAAUAGACGAGUGAAUGUUAAAAAUUGUGUACCUUGCGUAGGUUAAAGUUAACGUCAAAGUUGACUGGAGCAACCAACGACGAAUUCAAGACGAAUCCUCUAAUUCUGACUAAAGGAACAUUUAGAGAUUUUGCAUAUUAGCUGGUGAAUCUGCGAAGUUGCACUUUAAGGAUGAAGCUGUAACAUUUUCUUUGUAGGAAUUCCCAAUAGAAGUCGUUAUUUGAUAUUGAAUGUAUUAGAUACUUGUCUUAAAUCUAAAGUGUGAUCGAUUGUGUAGAUAUGUGUCUGUGAUUUGCACAAAAUUAGUAAAUUAUUCUUUUUUGGAAAAGAAGAUGAAACAUCGACAAAAUCAGUCUUAAAAUGAUGUUAUACCGGGGUAAUAAAAUAUGAAAAUACAAUUGGAUCAUACGAAGUGGUAUCUUACCUCAUUGGGUAAUGGAUUUAAAAAAAUAUAUCGUCAAUGUAAUAAACAAUAACCUCCUUCCGAAUACCCAUUUUAUUUAGAAGUGAUACAAUAUGAAUUCCAAACAUUAUAUGAAGUAUCUACCCAAGGCACCGUAUUUUACCACAUCGUAUAAAUAUAGUAUAAAGAUAGUUUUUGCACCUUAUAUGUGAUAUGUUUUAUUCACUCUUAAAAGUAUGAAAUCUGAAGAUAUUAAAUCAAGUUUUGGUUAAAUUGAGAUAUUCUGUUUUGCGCACUGCAAUUUAAAAUACCGUCGUUCAAAAUUGAGUUGAGUUCUAAUCAAGGAAUACUAAAAAUGCGAAAGUUUGUGAGGAUGUAUGUGUGUGUGUAUGUUUAUUACUCUUUCACGCAAAAUCUACUGGACCGAUUGUUUCGAAAUUUGGUACAUGGGUAGAAUAUUACCUAGAAUAACACAUAGGGUACUUUUUAUCUCGAAAUUCCCACGGGAAGCUCCGAAGCGCAGGUAGUAAUUACAAUAUAUUCUUUCUAAAGCGCGUUGAGCUAAGAAGAGGUAUGGUCUAUUUGGUUUGUCGAAUUUAUAAUGAAGGAACUUCUAUUAUAAUUAGUAGUAUUCGAAUCGGUGCGCAAAACGGCAUAUCUCCAUAAUAUAAUCUAAUUUAUGAUGCAAGAGGGUUGUAAUUUUUAAAAUGUGGAAAUCGAUUUUUAAAGAAAUUCUUGAUAAGCAAUACAAAAUUAUGAGCUGUUUUGAACAAUGGAUGAGUCCUUUUGUUUUAUGAUUAAAUAUAUAUUCAAAUUU